Pocillopora verrucosa is the source of this 2784-nucleotide messenger RNA. The record is from RefSeq and is a predicted model, not a curated record. Lineage: Eukaryota; Metazoa; Cnidaria; Anthozoa; Scleractinia; Pocilloporidae.
AGCUGGCAAAAGCUUUGUACCAGUGAAUGGGAUGAAGCAGAUGAAAAUUUAACCUGCAUGGCCAUGGGCUACUAUAACAACGGUGUCUAUGCUAAUGGCACAUGGUACGCAGAACGUGGCAAUGCUUCCGAGAUGUCCACCCACUACAACUGUACCAUUCCCACCACAUGUCAAAACAAUUCGGAAAAGAAACAACAAUUUUGCAAAGUUCCUGUUCGCUUGAAUGGCGCAAAUGUGGAGUAUGGAGGAAGAGUGGAAGUGUUUUACGAGGGGAAAUGGGCAAAGAUAUGUAGGAAUGAAUGGGACUUUAAUGAUGUCAAAGUUAUUUGUCGUCAACUUGGCUUUGAAGAGGCUUUAGCGGAGUUCAUUGGGUCAGACGUAAAGGCUAAGGGAAUACCUUCUGCAAUGUCCGAUGUCUCUUGCACCGGAGAAGAGUUUCAACUUGCAUCAUGCGAUCGCAUUGAUGGAAGGUUAAAUAUUCCACUUCAAUGUCAUUUGGAUGACAUGGGUUCUCAAGCGUUGUGUCAACCAAAGAACAAGAAAGUGUCGAAAAGAGGCAGACUCUAUUUUGAUAUUGGUAGCAGCGAAAAGCUUCACUGCUCUAUACACAAUAAAACCAAUUAUGCUAGAUGGGUCAUCAAUGGGCGAAAGCUUGAAAUAACAAACUCUACUUCUGAAAGGGUCAGGGCUGUCGAGAAUGGUGAUUUGUUCAUCGAUAAUGUGCAACUGUCUGAUGGAGGAAUAUAUGAAUGCCAGAGAUUGGAAUAUGUUCAAUAUUAUAUUGUCUACAUUAAUGCAAGAUUUACUGAGAAGACGUUGAACCGACAAACUGUUAUGGCGAACAAGUCUGGCAUUAUAAGCUGUAGUGCUAAUGGAAAACCAAAUCCACAGAUUUCUUGGAGUAAGGAAGGAGGAAAGUCCUUAAACCCGAAACGAUUCACUCAAGUAUCCGACGGUAGCCUGCAUAUUGACUCUGUACGGCCUGAAGACGAUGGAAAUUAUACCUGUACUAUGAAACAAACUAAAGGAGUAAAGAGGGUCACAAGCAAAGAUAAAGACAUUCGAGUGUCAGUUAUAAUUCAACCAAAAGUGGAUAUUUCUGGAGCAAGCAAUCUCAUCGUAGAAGGAAACAGUGUAAACUUGACGUGUAAAGUUGUGGCGGGUCGGCCUGAACCACGGAUCACCUGGCUCAAGAAUAAUACAUUGCAAGGACAGAGUUUGUCUCUCUUCUUUUCUGAGAUAACAAAGGAGGACGAAGGGCGGUACACUUGUAGGGCAGAGAAUGAAGCAGGCAAUUCUAGAAAAGGCAUUAACAUUUCUGUAAAGGUUCCACCCCGUGUUCGUAAUGAGGCUAGAAAUCUCAUCGUUGCAUUUGACUCCACAUUUAAAAAAGAGUGUUAUUUGAGAGGUGAUCCACAAGUAUCUGUUAACUGGACCAAGGAUGGAGUGCUAAUUAGUAAAAACAACUUCUUGGUUAUUAGACAAGCGACGCUUAAAGAUAAAGGCUAUUAUGAAUGUACUGCUAGAAAUGAUUAUGGCGAAGCAAAAUAUUCCUUCUGGAUCGAUGUCACAGCUGAGCAAGUGCCACGAGCUAUGCAAAGUUUCAACGCUUUGUGGUAUUACAUUGGUGGAUCAGUGGCGGCAGCGACUGUCAUCUCGCUAAUUGCCUGGUAUUUCUGCAAGCGUCGAAGGACAGCUAUGGCUCUUCCUGAUCAAGAGCAGGCAAUUCAGAUGGAGCCAUUGAAUGCAGAGGUAGAUGAGUGGGAGGUUGCGGUUAACCGUGUCCUGCUACAAGAUGUCAUUGGACGAGGGGCGUUCGGAGCCGUGUGGAGAGCUCUCCUGAGUUCACCAAAUGGACAACCUGGAAAUCGGACAGUGGCCGCUAAAUGUUUCACGCCCACUGCUGGAGAGGAAGGAAGGAUAUGUCUGAUGAGGGAAAUUGAGCUGGGGAAACUUAUCGGUGAAAACGUUCCGCCAAACAUUGUAAAGUUCAUGGGCUGUGUUACGAAAGAAAUUCACCCAAUACUCAUCAUGGAGUACAUGCCAUGUGGUGACCUGCUUGGUUACCUGAGAAAAUGCCGAGGGGUGAGGGAUCGGUAUUAUCUUGGUGAGGGAAGAGCCCAGGAUUUGACCAACUACGAUCUUGUGAUGUUUGCCAAACAAAUCGCCGCCGGCAUGGUGUUCCUUGGAACGCGAGGGAUUAUCCAUCGUGACCUGGCGGCUCGAAACGUUCUCCUUGACAAAAACUAUGUUUGCAAAGUGACGGACUUUGGUAUGGCAUAUCAAAGCUUCAAGUAUGGCCAUGGAAAUGCCAAAAAGGGAUGUUUGCCAAUCAAAUGGACUGCACCAGAGAUUCUGCUGGGAGAACUUGCUGGACUUUCUACCUUGAGUGAUGUGUGGUCCUAUGGAAUCGUUCUGUAUGAGAUAGUUACUCUUGGAGGAAUUCCGUACGACGGAUGGUCAGAAGGCAUGGUGGUUGCAGAGGUCACCAAGGGAUAUCAGAUGCCAAAGCCCGAUCAUGUUGAUAACAAACUGUAUGAUAUCAUGAAAAGGUGCUGGAACCGUAACCCUGACUUCCGUCCUCCUUUUGAAAGCCUGCGACAAAGAAUGGACAAAUACAUUCGUGAAGAGACAUACGUGGAACUUCUUAACUUGGGCGCUUAUGACAAGGCAAAAUACUCCAGGGUUGAAGAUCUCGGAGAUGAAGACGCAGGACCAAGUGAGGAAGUUGCAAAGACGGCCUCUGCUAAGAGAUUGGGAAAAUGGGCCAGUGACCGUCGUUAG